AUGGGUAAAGAGCAGGACAGCGUACCAUCUAAGAGGGACAAUGAAUCCCCAGAAGCCCAUCAAUACCAAGCUGGUUCCACCACAGACCGCCCGGAGGAUGAGUGGAAACACCGCGAGCCAUACCGUCUCCACAGCAAAGAUGAGGACUUCCCAGUUAAAUGGGAGGGUCAGUGCCAUUGUGGCAAAGUCACGUAUCAGUUGAGUCGAGACAAGCCGUUGGCGGCCAAGAUACUCUCUGAUGGUCCAUUUAUUUUCAAGGCACCCUUUCAAUGGGCUGCCAUCUUUCACAAGUCGGAUAUCAACUUCACAAAUGGCCACCACGACCUCGGCUGGUACGACCCAACUGCAAAAUCCACCACGCAUCACCUUCCUUGUAAGGUCUCUUGUGCCUAUUGUCGUGCUCCUAUAAUGGACGAAGGGCGAAACAUGAUUCUCUUAUUUCCCCCACUUAUCAAGGACAUCAACACCCCGGCUGGCCGAGAGGCUUUCAGACCAACCUGCCACAUGUUCUACCCGCAGCGAGUGGCCAGCUUCAAGGGCGAUGGAAUUGUGAAGUGGAAGGGACUGGACAACACGAGUGAUCUGCUGGAUGAUGACGAGAAUGUUCUGGUGAAAUGGGAGGAAAACAUGGACGACAAAAAGAUGGAGCAGAAAAAGAGGGAGUUCCUGGAGUUUACGCAUCGUGAGGAGGUCAAGAGAGUGAAAAAGUCAGAUGGGUAA
Fonsecaea monophora is the source of this 720-nucleotide messenger RNA. RefSeq lists its product as hypothetical. The transcript has 2 exons. Bases 1 to 720 code for a protein of 239 amino acids. The record is from RefSeq and is a predicted model, not a curated record. NCBI's taxonomy places the organism in Eukaryota, Fungi, Ascomycota, Eurotiomycetes, Chaetothyriales, Herpotrichiellaceae.